Molecule: messenger RNA, 1374 nt
Organism: Echinops telfairi (small Madagascar hedgehog)
Lineage: Eukaryota; Metazoa; Chordata; Mammalia; Afrosoricida; Tenrecidae
Gene: HPCAL1
Product: hippocalcin like 1
Exons: 3
Coding region: 25-606 (193 amino acids)
Molecular function (GO): calcium ion binding
Source: RefSeq, a predicted model, not a curated record
GUGUGGUCGCUGCCCCAGGCCGCCAUGGGCAAACAGAACAGCAAGCUGCGGCCCGAGGUGCUGCAGGACCUGCGCGAGAACACGGAGUUCACCGACCACGAGCUGCAGGAGUGGUACAAGGGCUUCCUCAAGGACUGCCCCACCGGCCACCUGACCGUGGAUGAGUUCAAGAAGAUCUACGCCAACUUCUUCCCCUACGGCGACGCUUCCAAGUUCGCCGAGCACGUCUUCCGCACCUUCGACACCAACGGCGACGGCACCAUCGACUUCCGGGAGUUCAUCAUCGCGCUGAGCGUCACCUCGCGCGGCCGCCUGGAGCAGAAGCUCAAGUGGGCCUUCAGCAUGUACGACCUGGACGGCAACGGCUACAUCAGCCGCGGCGAGAUGCUGGAGAUCGUGCAGGCCAUUUAUAAGAUGGUAUCCUCGGUGAUGAAGAUGCCGGAGGAUGAAUCCACUCCGGAGAAACGGACAGACAAGAUCUUCCGACAGAUGGACACAAACAAUGAUGGCAAACUGUCCCUGGAAGAGUUCAUUAAAGGUGCCAAGAGCGACCCCUCCAUCGUCCGGCUGCUACAGUGUGACCCCAGCAGCGCAAGCCAGUUCUAAGGGCACAGAAGCCCCUGGGCCUGUCUUGCCGUCUCAGCUUUGCUUGUGAGCGUGGAUGUCUCCUCAGCCGUUCCUGCCUCUCCCGGGCCCGCGCCAGGCCACACACCCCGGCCCAGCCGCCUGUGUCCCCCUGCUCCGCCCGACCAGCUCGGCAUGCCCCCUGCCCACCCCCCUCGGCCUGUUCCUUUCUGGGGUGACACACGGGGCAUGUUGACACACAGGGCUGUCCCCAGCUCUGGGGCCACCCCGUACCACUGGGAGUCCCCGACCCUGAGGAUGCCAGGUGGGCUUCCUCAGACAGCCUUGAGGCCGGCCCAUCAUUUCGUCACCCUGGGCGACCCUGCUGGGAGGUGGGAGCAGAAGCGAGGAGAGUGGACCAAGCUGAGCAUGGCUCCUUCCUGAGCAUGGCUCCGCCUGUCUGUCUGUCUGCCCUCUCCAACCCACACUGAUUGCACUUACGUAAACGGUGGUAUCCCUGCUUCCCCAUGUGUAAGUUACACGUGUGGUGAGCUCCGUGUCCCCGUCAAUCCCGUAUUUAACGCCCAUCUGACUGCCUUCCAGGCAAGCCCCCCAUGGGGUCUGCCCGUGAUGCCCCCGAUCCUGGUGUCCUGUGGUGUUUGCUCCGGAGACCGUGCAUGUGUGCCCGGAGCCCCCCGCCCCCAGCCAUCUGCCCUGUGAGUGCGCGGGUGCACGGAAGGUCUGUUCUCCCUGUCCAUCCGUCUGGUAUUUCCUGGGUUAAAAUGACCAAAUAAACGGAGUUUAUCUGGA